This is a messenger RNA of Echinostoma caproni, 546 nucleotides long. Lineage: Eukaryota; Metazoa; Platyhelminthes; Trematoda; Plagiorchiida; Echinostomatidae. The record is from the annotation of a GenBank genome assembly.
AUGCCCCCGAAAGCUCUUCGAGUCGUGUUUUUUGCCACUCGAGCAGUCGCUGCGGCGGGAAACAAUGCGACCACAAUCUAUCUGACCGGUCUGUACGCUCCGCACGUGCGCAGUUUCGCAUUUGGUGUGAUGUCCACAUUCUAUCGUGUUGGAGUUCUCACAGCCCCAUUCCUCGGUCAGGUAUUUCUGCAACGCGUGUCCGCAUUGGGUGCCGUGUUGGUAUUCUCCAGUUUGGCCGUGCUCGGAUUUAUUUUCAGCAUCCUUUUACCCCACGCGGAGGAUCCGAGUCAAAUAAAACCCGGUACCGGUCGAAGAAUAUUUCGGAAUAUUUUUAAAAAGCGCGCCCCAAUGACAACUUCAGCGGCCAGUGCAGCUGCGGCCGGAAUGCCGGAAUUUCGGGUGGCCACAAUCGAUGUGGAUGACGCUGACACUCAGGGAGGAGUUGGGAACGCUUCGUGGACUGCACAGAACGAUACGACUGACGAUCUGGGGACUUCGACUCACAAACGUGUCUCAUUUGCUGUCCUACCGGAUACCAGUGAGUGA